Messenger RNA from Porites evermanni, 306 nucleotides. NCBI's taxonomy places the organism in Eukaryota, Metazoa, Cnidaria, Anthozoa, Scleractinia, Poritidae. The record is from the annotation of a GenBank genome assembly.
AUGGUGACUGCUGAUCAGUGUUUAAGGAAAUGGAAAAAGUUAGAGUCUAAACAGAAAGAAGUAGAGGACAACAAUAGUAAAACAGAUAGAGCUAAGAAAACAUGGAAGUUUUAUGAAGAAAUGGAGGAGUGUGUUGGUGACAACCCAAACAUAAGGCCCGUAUUUAUUUAUGAGGUGUCUAGUUCUUCCUCGACAAUGAGUGGGUCCUCUUCACGGGCACAUAAUGAUCAUAGUAGUCAGUCUGAUUCUGAAGACAGAGAAGGGGAUGGAGCUUUUGCGAAGAGAAAAAUUAGCAGAAAAGGGUGA